CGAACGAGAGAGCGAGCGAGCGACGCGAGUCGCCCAGGCCCGGCAGGCAGGGCAGAACAUUUGUCUCAGAAUCCGACUGGGGCUGGCCGCGGCAUAAUGGAAACCUUUUAAGGCUGAGCGAGCACGACACAUCUCACCUCGCCUCCACCGACCGACCCCCCAUCGCUCAUCCUCGUCUCACAAUGCACGCUGCUGCGCUGCUCGCCCUCCUCCCCGCCCUUGCCGGCGCCGUCACUGUCCAGAAGUUCGUCGCCCCCGGCCCCGGCCCGCUCCAGCAGAGCCCCACCUACGCCGGCUACACGAACGGCUCGCUGCCCAUCCAGAAGGUCGUCCCCGGCAAGGCCUACGACCGCUUCAUCACCAUCUGGCUCGAGAACACCGACUUUGCGACCGCCGUCGCCGACCCCACCUUCCAGAAGCUCGCCUCCGAGGGUAUCCUCCUCACCAACUACAACGGUGUCACCCACCCCUCGGAGCCCAACUACAUCGCUUCCAUUGCCGGUGACUUCUUUGGCAUGCCUGAUGACGACAACUACUACUUCCCUUACAACGUCUCGACCGCCGUCGACCUCCUCGAGUCCAAGAACAUCUCGUGGGCCUCGUACCAGGAGAACUCCCCCACCGACGGCUUCGCUGGUGACUACCCCCAGAAGAACUACCUGAACUCGAGCGCCACCGCGCCCUACACCUACUACAAGCGCAAGCACAACCCCCACAUCCUUGCCAACUCGGUCGCUGGCAUCCCCGACCGUGCGCUCCGCGUCCGCAACUUCAACGACUUUGCCGCCGACGUCAACGCCACCGCCCUCCCCCAGCACGUCUUUGUGACCCCCAACCUCGUCAACGACGGCCACGACACGGACAUCACCUUCAUGAGCAGCUGGCUCCAGUACUGGCUCAUCCCCCUCCUCGCCGACCCGCGCUUCAACGACAACCGCACCCUCAUCCAGCUCACCUUUGACGAGACCGAGUCGUACACCAUCCAGAACACUGUCUGGACCGUCCUCCUCGGUGGCGCCGUCCCCGCCAACCUCAAGGGCACCAACGACUCGACCUUCUACACCCACUACUCGACCCUCUCGUCGAUCGAGAACAACUGGGACCUCCCCUCGCUUGGCCGUCAGGACGCCAACAAGACGGUCGCCGCCGUCUGGCAGUUCCAGACCAACAUCACUGGCUACCAGAACUACGUCCCUGCCGCCGCCGAGAUCCCCCAGCUCAACCUGACGGGCAUCUUCCCUGGUGUCGCCAACGACGAGGCGUGGAUCCCCGUCCCCGCCCCCGACGUCAACGCCUUUGGUGCUGGUAACGGCUCGGUCUUCUACAACGCCUCGGCCACCGACCUCACCCAGACUGCCCCUGCCGCCCCCGUCAACCUCACUGCCUCCAAGACCAUCAACCCCAUCAAGGUCAACCCCAACUUCACCUACACCAACCACUCGGUCGUCAACGCCUCGUCGCCUGCCGCCGUUGCCGCCUCGUCGUCGGCUGCUGCCGCUGCCAAGUCGUCUGGCACCACGGCCAAGCCCUCGUCGGCCGGCCGUGUCGCCGUUGCUGGCGCUGCUGGCUUCGCCGGCGUCCUUGUCGUCGCCGUCGCUGCCCUCCUCUAAACAGGAACCAGGGUUCUAUAGUUCUUGCGUGCCUCGCCACGCUGAUGGGUCAACGUAGAUGAUCUUCUAGAUUCAGUAGUAAAACCUUCUGGGACCGUGUCUGUUGCGACGGACACUGAUUAUGUUAUUGUGUAGGACGAGCA
This is a messenger RNA of Vanrija pseudolonga, 1753 nucleotides long. RefSeq names its product putative acid phosphatase. The record is from RefSeq and is a predicted model, not a curated record. The transcript has 5 exons. Bases 183 to 1610 code for a protein of 475 amino acids. Gene Ontology annotation, molecular function: hydrolase activity, acting on ester bonds. Lineage: Eukaryota; Fungi; Basidiomycota; Tremellomycetes; Trichosporonales; Trichosporonaceae. Gene Ontology annotation, biological process: phospholipid catabolic process.